Molecule: messenger RNA, 4837 nt
Organism: Xyrichtys novacula (pearly razorfish)
Lineage: Eukaryota; Metazoa; Chordata; Actinopteri; Labriformes; Labridae
Source: the annotation of a GenBank genome assembly
GUUUUUUAAUGUCUUUAAAACGGGUGCGUAAAACGAAGAGCGUUUGUAAUGUUUAAUUUGCAGUAUCAUAUUUCUUAUUCAUCGUUUGAGUUAAAGUCUGCUCUGAUAGUAAAGCGGGUUCCCGUAGCUCUCAGUCAUAGAUGUCCUCUGCGCUGAAAAGAGGCCUGCAGCUGGACACAACAGCAACCUCUGAUGUGUUAAAAACCGAAGAAGAUAUUGACGUGACAGAUCCUGACGGAUGUGCCGGGCAGCGCGGCUGCUGCGGGGAACAAGGAGAGAAUAAAGUGACCCUGUCUCCAGAGAGCCAUCAGCAGAAAGCGCGCAAGAUGACCCGGAGCCCCAAAUGCGCGCGCUGUCGGAACCACGGCGUCGUCUCGUGUUUGAAAGGCCACAAACGCUUCUGCCGCUGGAGGGACUGCCGCUGCGCCUGCUGCCUGCUGGUGGUGGAGCGGCAGCGCGUCAUGGCAGCGCAGGUCGCGCUGAGGAGGCAGCAAGCGGCGGAGGUGAGGAGAGCACAGAGGGAGGUCAGUGAGUGGGGGUUAGAGAUUAAACAGGUGGAUUAAACAAACGUAACCCUCCACUGAGGGUCAUCGUGGUAGUCUUAUUUUGUUUUUUACUCUCAAAUAACAAUGACUUCUAUUAACUUCAGGAGAGAAAGUAACAACCCUCUGGUUUUUAUGAGCCUUUUAUGCAUUUUUAUGCCAUGAGAGGAAAUAUCUAAAUUAAACUAAACUCGAUAGAAGAACCUUAGAAUUAAUAAUAAGGCCAAAUCUGUGCACUUUAAAUAUUAUGCAUGUGGUUUUGUUUUGUUUUGUUUAGUUUUGUUACCAUGCCUAAAAGCAGAAAUCACAGAAGUAAACUUUGUUCUUCCAAAAAUUGAUUAUCUGUGUUUUAGCAUGCUGUGAAAGUCUAAAUAUUAAAGUGAAGGUUUGUUAGUUUGUUAUUUGUUUUGUGGGUUUGUCAGGUGUUAUCCCAUAAGUAAGCCUCUCUCUCUCUCACCCACAACAAAAUCAGACACACUUAUUAAAGUAAUACACAAAUAUAAAAGACUAUCAUUAAAUAAGACUGGAAUAUUUCCCUUGAGAAUAAUUGUCUCAUUUAUAGUUUUUUUUUAACCUAAAAAGUGUUUUUUUUUUGGUCCACAUUCAGCUCUUAUUCAUGAGAGAAAAGUAAGUUUUUUAACAUAAAAAUGUGAACACUGUUUAGAGUCUAUUUUACAGACUAUAAAAUGUAUUAUAUGUUAUGGCAUGGUAUAAUCAAAUGAAUACAAUAAAAUGUAUGGAAUUAAACAAGGCACUGAUACAGGCCUCACAAUUAAACUGAGCGAUUCUUUUCCUGCUGUAUCACCAGGGUCAGAAUCUCUCAUUUUAAUACCAUAAAAUUACAAAGAGCUAUACUUGCCUUACAUAAUGUUUUAAUUCCCUUUAAUUACCCCAGGGCCUCAGACUCAGUUUAAUAUGAUUGUGUCUGGAUGUCUGACUCCUGUUCCCAUGUUUCCUGCAGGGUAAGAGGGGGGUCAGGUGUGCAGCUCCGUUGCGGAGGACAGCGUAUCAGCGUUACAGCCGAGCAGCAGAACAACCGAGCAGCCUGGCUAAGAGCCUCCUGCAGGGUAAAGUUUAAUUAUCAUCUCCACUCUUGUUAAUGUUCUGCCUCCCUCCUAGACAGAGGAGGAAAGUGCUUAUUUUUCUUUUCAGCAGAUCUGAUAAAAUCUUCAAAGAUAAUGUUUCUCUGCUGCUUUCAGUACUUUGAGUCAAUCUGAGUUCAUAAAGAUUAGUACUCAUUCAGCAUUUCAAACACGGAUAUUCUUGUACUGUAAGUAUCUCAGGAAGUAGGAAAAAAAUAUAUAAACUAUGAAGCAUGAAGAAAACUUACAUGAGGUAUAAAAAAGUUUUGCAAACAGAUUACAAAUAUUUAAAAUAUAAGAAUAUGAUUAUACAAAAUAUUCAUUAUUUUCAAUCAUAGCUGAUAACACUACCACAGAUAGAUAAAACGUUUUUUUCAUUAUUUUUCUUUUUUUUCUAUAUUUGUUUAUAACUGAAAGUAAUAGUUGUUGUAAAGACUUGCUCACUUUUCUAAGUAUACUAUUUGUACUUGAACUAAAUGACUUUGCCUUUUCUGAAAACUUUUCUUCCAUGAACUGAUUUAAAGCUGUGCACAAUUUAAGUCCAAACAGAAAAUCACUGUUUGACUUUAUGAGGACCUCAUUUGGUCCUCUCAGGGUUAUAGUCCCCACAAUGUCAAUAAACAAACACAUGUGUGACCUUUAAAGAUAGGGUGUGUAGAAAUGGGCGUAUUAAGGGAAAUAUUAGGGAUGCACCGAUCUGAUAUUUGGAUUGGAUAUCGGCUCCAAUAUUGACAAAUUACCUGGAUCGGAUAUCUGAUGAAUGACAGCAAUCCAGUGUUCCGAUCCCGUCUUUUUUUUUUCUUCUUUUGAUUCAUAUUAUACACAGCAACACAGCGAUUCUGUUGACUAUCCUUUUGCACUAAAUCAGGGCUGCACUAUAUGUAGUUUGGACAUUAUUAUGUGCUCAACAGUCACAUUGCAGAGCCUGAGAUAUUGGAGGCAAAUGAACUCUUCUAAUUUCAAGGGUAGCCGACUGAAAUGCACUGCAUGUGACUCUGCAUGUGCCGUGUAGGGAUCCCCCAAUCACAUUCGUUCUUUACUCAGAUACCAGCCGUCAAUCAAAAUCAGAGAGUGAUUUUGUACAUGAAGUGAGUCGCUGGCGCUGCCGUUGUUGUGCCGAAAAAAGGAAUGCACUUUUGGAACAUUAACAUCACUGUUUAGCCCCACAAAUAUGAAUUGUAUGGGUUUUAAAUUGUACAUUUCCGUGGACCCCUCUACUAUAACCGGUGCGCGUUUUUAGUGAGGUGCAUGCAAUUCUCGGCGGACAUGCAUUUGUCGGCAACAACAACAAAGAUUGCAAAAUGAGCAACAAACAAGAGAAAACCACCAAAAAUGAAAACUUGUUGCCAAAAAGAAAAGCAACGUCAGUUAUCUGGAUUUAUUUUGGUUACAAGAAGGACGAUGUCGACUAAAACACCUGUUCUGUGUCGGCAUUGCCUUUUAUCUGUUGCCACAAUGAGAGAUAACCCAGUGCAAUAAAAGCAAGUUAAAAAUGUGUCUAAGACAGAAACUAACAUUUAUGAAAAGAGGUGAGAUUAAUUAAUUUGUUACCUUUUUUAUAAGAAGGCUAAUAUCAAGCCUGAUGCCUUCACUCACAGGACAAGGUAUACAGUUCAUUCAUUCUACAGUAGUAUUAGAUCGGUAUCGGAUAUUGGCCGAUAUGCUCAGCCCAGGUAUCAGUAUCGGAUUGGGUCGGAAAAAAAUGGAUCGGUGCAUCUCUACGAUAUUUAUGGCGAUCACAGUCCAGAUUACAUGCUCCCUUGCUCACCCCUCUUGUCAGUGAUGGUGGUCCUCUGAGACAAUAAGCUCCUGUGAUAAACGAUAAGCAUGAUCCUACAAUUAUAUAUUUUUUAACCAUCAAAAAUUUCCAUCGAAUGAGCCCCUUCUUUUUCGAAUAGUUCUUCCUCAGAUCAGACUGUAAUUUAAACGUACUUAUAUUAUAUUCCAUUUCUACCAAGUCUGUUUUGCUGAAUGCCUCUGAGUAUCACACACUGUACCUUUAAUAAGACAAAAACUGUCACAGGUGAUUUCCAGCUUUUUCUCAGCAGUCGUUAAAACCAAGACACUUUGUUCAAACAAAUCUGAUCACUGUGGCUUCAUUAUUUCACACCAACAGGCCAUUAUUGUAAUACACAGUGUGAAUUCAUACCUGCUGGCAUUAAGUCAAUUCCCCGCUGCAGCCUUUGCCUUCUUUAUGGCCCUCUGUGCUCGCAGUAAAGCAAAACUGACACGGCUAACCAAGCGGAUCAUUAAAAUAACAGAGAGCUAAGCACUCAAACACAAACACAACAAUUAACCGGUCAGCACAACGUCAUUAUUCAAACCUGAGUAACUUCUAUGAAAACAUGACGUGGCUUUGCUCUCUGUGCAGGACUGAAACCAGCGAGGCAGCUGGAGGCCGCCGCCCCCUGCUGGUCGAAGCAGACGCACCGCGAGCAAACAAACUUCCCCUGUCCCACCAUCAGCGCCCGCAUGAGGAAGAGGAGAGCGUUCGCCGACAAGGAGCUGGAGAACGUGAUGCUGGAACGAGAGCUGAGACAGAGGGAGCUGCACAGCGACCUCUCCUUCUCCUCCUCCGCCCUCGUCCCCGUCUUUCACCCCCCGCCGUUACCUUCCUCACCCAACCUGCAAUGCUGCCUUCUGAACAAGGACCCUGCCGCUACAGGGUCGUCCAGUUACGUGCCUGUGUAUAAAUAUAAGCCUCUGUAUGAGUGUGACUUUCAGUUCUAUCAGUUCUUCCAGCUAAAGAGCAGAUCUUCAACCGAGUGUGAGCUUUUAUGUCAAACUGCUGAACAAACGAGGGAGGAGGAGGAGGAGGGGAAGAGCAGGUGGAAAGGCUGCGAGAAGAAAGAACAACCAGAUUUGAUACCCCUGACGUCACAGCAAAGACUCAAACAUAACAGCAGCACCUCAUCAGGUCUAGACCUCGUCAAAACUGCUUCAGAUACUCCAGAAAUAAUGAACUCAAACAGGUCAGCUGCCACACUCUCCAUCCCCGGAGCAGAUCAGUGUAUCCUGGGCGGACCGGACGUCAGCUUACCCAGCAGGACUUUUGAUCCCAGACCCCUGAUGGGGAAAAGCUGGUGUAUAGACACUCCUGACAACCAGGCGGGUUCUCACGCUGACACUGUCAAGAGCCCUCAUGGCAGCUCAGUCAGGACUCCCGCUGUGAGGCCAUUACCUUUCUCUGUGGAGGCUCUGCUGAGGGCCUGA